AUGGGCGGGGAGGCGCCGCGAGGAGCUCCAAGCAACUAUCCGCCCUUCGCUGAAAAGCCAGUGGGUCAAAAGAUCAGUGGCAUCUACAAAGAUCGCCUUCGCCAGUUUACAGCAACAGGGCAAUACCAGGGGCAUAAUCUGGUUGCCAAGUAUUUCGAGGCUACAAAUGAUGACGAGCAACAUGUCAAACUCUCCGUGUAUUCGGUCCCGAAUCUGGAGAGGCCGGCUUUCAAGCAUGUCGUGUCCAAAGAGUUCAAGCCAACGAAAAGGGGGGAGGUUUUCGGCCCUAGCUGGUCGACUCAUUGGUUCAAAAUCCGACUCACAAUCCCGGAAGACAUGAGGAAAAAGGAGCGCUUGGAGUUCCAUUGGGAUGCCAACAACGAGGGUAUGGUCUGGUCUGAAGACGGCAAUCCUCUGCAGGGCUUAACUGGUGGAGGCGAAAGAGUCGAGUGGAUAAUACCUGAUGGCUUUCGAGACGGAAAGGAGCACGUAUUUUACAUUGAAAUGGCAUGCAAUGGCAUGUUUGGAAACGCGAAUGGCGAUAUCAUUCAGCCACCCAAUCCGAACAGAUACUUCCGCCUUAAUACAGCAAGGAUUACUGCUAUCAAUCUUGAGGCUCGUGCGUUGUAUUAUGACUUCUGGAUGAUCGGAGACGCCGCAAGAGAAUUCCCAGGCGAUUCAUGGCAGUCGCAUGAAGCGUUGCGAAUCGGCAAUGCUAUGAUGGACGCUUUUAUCGACGGCAAUGGAAGUCAAGAAGCUAUCAAAGCUGCUCGUAAGAUUGCUGAAGAAUACAUAGGCACUCGAGUAAACUCUCCAGAUGUCUAUAAAACCGAGGGCAAAUCCCUUGUAUUUGGUAUUGGCCACUGCCAUAUCGACUCUUGCUGGCUUUGGCCGUUCGCGGAGACAAAACGCAAAGUAGCCAGAUCUUGGUCAACCCAGUGCGACCUAAUGGAACGCUACCCCGAAUUCCGGUUUUGCUGCUCCCAGGCGCAGCAGUUCAAAUGGCUGGAAGAGGGCUAUCCCUACGCUUUUGACCGGGUAAAGGGCUGGGUCAAAAAAGGCCACUUCCAACCAAUUGGCGGUUCCUGGGUGGAACACGAUACCAAUUUACCUAGCGGUGAAUCAUUAGUUCGCCAAUUCUUGUACGGCCAACGGUACUUCGAAAGUCGCUUCGGUCAGAGAUGUUCGACCUUUUGGCUUCCAGACACGUUUGGCUAUUCUUCGCAGCUGCCUCAACUGUGUAGACUUGCUGGGAUGAGCCGAUUUUUCACGCAGAAGCUGAGCUGGAACAACAUCAACAACUUCCCCCACACAACGUUCAACUGGGUUUCCCCCGAUGGUAGUCAAGUCCUGUGCCACAUGACGCCUGCGGAAACAUAUACCGCCAGCGCCCAUUUUGGAGAUGUCAAACGCAGCAUCUCACAACACAAGUCAAUGGACCAAGACAACACGUCUCUUCUUGUCUUCGGAAAAGGCGAUGGCGGUGGCGGUCCUACCUUCGAGCAUAUCGAAAAGCUUCGACGUCUUCGUGGCCUGAGCGACCAAGUCGGACUUUUGCCAAGAGUCACAAUGGGUGGCUCGGUUGACGACUUUUACAGUCAGCUUGAAGCGAAAGCGGCUUCCGGAACUGAAUUCGCGAAUAAUAAGCGUAACAAUCGGCAAGCGGAGUUUGUGCUCCGCGACCUUGAGCUGCUGGCAACUCUUGCUACUUUGAAAGAUUCAGACUACAAAUACCCCAAGAAAGCGCUAGAUGAUAUGUGGGAAUCCGUACUGCUAUGCGAGUUCCACAACUGUCUGCUCGGGAGUUCUAUCGAGAUGUGUUACGAUGAUUCGGACAAAAUCUACGCUGAAGUUUUCGCGACUGCCAAAAAUCCUCAAAGCCGAAGCUUCGAAGACUCUCGGUUUCUCGCAAGAAAAGAAUUCCGAGCAGAAGCUUAUAGCAGUCAAUUCAUUACCUUGGAGUCGAUCGGAAAUUUCAGAGGAGGCACAGGGGUUGUAUCUGCAGAACCCCUAAGCACUUCGCAGAAGACAUCGCUAAGUGUGACAGAAAUUGAAGAGGGGGUGUUUCAACUGAAAAGCGAUGCAUUAAGCCUGCGAGUCUCCAACGGAGUUAUAACCUCACUUGUGGAUGUGAAAGCUGACAGAGAAAUCAUACCCAGAGGAAAGAAAGCGAAUCAGUUUGUCAUAUUUGACGACAAACCUCUUUACUGGCAGGCUUGGGAUGUGGAGGUUUAUCAUCUAGAUUCCCGCAAGGAGCUGCAAUCAGGCACCACUAAGAUUGCAGAAAAAGGGCCUCACAGAGUCAGCGUGGUGACUGAAACGAAGAUUAGUGAUGCUAGCUGGAUUAAAACCACUAUCAGUCUGACAUCUGAGUCUGGAGACGUCCCAGCAUAUGUUGAAAUGAACUGUGAAGUGGAAUGGCGGGAGAAUAUGAAAUUCCUCAAAGUUGAAUUCCCUGUGGACAUUACUAACACAGAAGCAUCAUACGAAACACAGUAUGCUGUCACUAGAAGACCAACCCAUUACAAUACAAGCUGGGACAUGGCGAAAUUUGAAGUCUGCUGCCACAAGUGGGCUGAUUUGUCCGAGAGCGAUUAUGGAGUCUCUAUUCUGAACGAUUCCAAGUAUGGCUUUGCCACGUGUGGAAACUUGAUGCGCUUAUCCCUCCUUCGUGCCCCCAAAGCCCCCGAUGCUAAUGCGGAUAUUGGUCGCCAUCACAUUCGCUAUGCAAUUAUGCCUCAUACGGGACCUCUCGAUUACCGCACUGUCCGCGCUGGCUAUAAUUUCAACAACCCCUUAGUCUUACAAGCACAAUCGGGAAUCGAGGCCGACGACCUCUUCAAAGCUAUCAAGCUGACUGGUGCACCCAAUCUUAUUCUUGAUACGAUCAAGCGUGGUGAGGACGACGAGGACGUUUCCCGCGGAGAGCUUGAGCAACGAUCAAGCAGAAGCAUCAUUUUACGAAUCUAUGAUUCAAUGGGCGGCAAGAGUCGUGGCACUAUUGAAGUGAGACUACCCAUUCGGAAGGUGUAUAAAUGCAAUCUUCUGGAGGAUGAUCUGGAAAGCUUGAAAGUCGAAGAAGGGAAAAACGUGUCAAAGAUUGACAUUGAGCUGAGGCCGUUUGAAGUAGCAACCUACCGAUUGCAGCUUUGA
Messenger RNA from Uncinocarpus reesii 1704, 3153 nucleotides. RefSeq lists its product as uncharacterized. Gene Ontology annotation, molecular function: alpha-mannosidase activity; carbohydrate binding. The record is from RefSeq and is a predicted model, not a curated record. Gene Ontology annotation, biological process: mannose metabolic process; oligosaccharide catabolic process. NCBI's taxonomy places the organism in Eukaryota, Fungi, Ascomycota, Eurotiomycetes, Onygenales, Onygenaceae. Bases 1 to 3153 code for a protein of 1050 amino acids. Gene Ontology annotation, cellular component: fungal-type vacuole membrane. The transcript has 6 exons.